This is a messenger RNA of Fusarium odoratissimum NRRL 54006, 720 nucleotides long. RefSeq lists its product as uncharacterized. The record is from RefSeq and is a predicted model, not a curated record. Gene Ontology annotation, molecular function: sugar-phosphatase activity; beta-phosphoglucomutase activity. The coding region runs from base 1 to 720 and encodes 239 amino acids. The transcript is spliced from 3 exons. NCBI's taxonomy places the organism in Eukaryota, Fungi, Ascomycota, Sordariomycetes, Hypocreales, Nectriaceae.
AUGUCGUCAAAUUCUAUUGAAGACUUGAGGAGGUACGAAUCAUUCCAAAAGCACGGUCUUUCUGGGUUCCUCGUCGAUCUAAAUGGCACCAUUACUGAUUCAACGACUGCAGUUGAGAACCACUGGCAGGAUGUCUGCAAAGAAAUCGGCGUAGAUCCCAAGGUCAUCCUUGAGACAUCUCAUGGACGACGUAGCCUGGAUGUUCUUGAAUUGUUGGCACCUGCUUGCCAAGCGAGUCGAAUUUGCCAUUCCAGUAAAACAUGGCCAUCUUGCUACCACGAUACCAGGUGCCGCCGCAUUCUUGCUGUUGCUCACAUCUACCUCAGUGUCAUGGCCAUUGUCACAUCCAGCAGUUUCUCUUUGGCAACAGGUUGGCUAAGUACCUUUGAUCUUCCCUCUCCUGAUCCCGAGCGGCUAAUUACCGCCGAGUCCGUCAAGGUCGACAAGCCUGAUCCAACAUGUUACUUUCUUGGACACAAGAGCCUGGGAUCCGAUGGCCAUGAUGGAGAGACUAUGCUGGUCAUUGGGGAUAGCCCUGCUGGAAUUAGGGCCGGCAAAGAUGCAGGUUCUAAGGUUCUGGGCUUAAUGACGAGUCAUACAUACGAACAAGUCAAGUUCGCUGGGCCAGACUGGAUUGUCAAGGAUUUAGAAUCUGUCAAGAUUUUGGGAAAGAACGGAGACAAAGUUCUGGUCGAGAUAUGCAAACACAAUUUAACAUGA